Molecule: messenger RNA, 513 nt
Organism: Rotaria sp. Silwood1
Lineage: Eukaryota; Metazoa; Rotifera; Eurotatoria; Philodinida; Philodinidae
Source: the annotation of a GenBank genome assembly
AUGCAGUCACCACCUCCGACUCCAACAAACGAAAAUCGCGUCACCGAAACUCGAGAACAAGCAGAACUUGCGCAUGCUAAAAUGAAUGAAAAACUUGUUCCGACUUUCAAGGGAACUUUACAAGAACAAAAUGUUAAUGUUAAUUCAACAGAGAUACCAAUAACGAUUUAUACACCUGUUGAUGUUAAUAAAGCAAAACUUGUGAUAUUUUUUCAUGGAGGAGGUUUUACAGUGUGUAGUAGAAAAACACAUCAAACUAUUGUUAAUAUGCUAGCUGAUGCUACAAAAACUAUUUGGAUUUCAGUGGAAUAUCGCCGAGGACCAGAGCAUAAAUUUCCUAUCUGGUGGGAAGAUGCUUGUGAAGUAACUCGACAUAUUUUGGAAAAUAAAGAGUCCUAUGGUGUUAACUCAUCAGCAAAAGUAGGCUUGGCUGGUGAUAGUGCAGGUGCUACACUAAGUGCAUCAAUUUGUCACACAUUGAAAAAUAUUGAUUUUCAGGUACAAUUAGCAUAA